AUGGCUCUAUUCCGUUUGAUCCUGGUGUUCGGCUUACUGGGCUGCGUCCUUGCCAGGGCGCAAUACGAACUGGUAAGGACGCCCCGUCACGAUUUGACGCCUGCGGCCAGUCAUCAUCAUCAUCAUCACAAAGAUCAUCACGGCGAGGAACACGGCGGCAAAGAGCAUCACCAUCAUCACCACGAGGAGCACGGCGAGAAAGGCGAUAAAGGACACCAUCACCAUCAUCAUCACGACAAAGGCGAGCACGGUGAACACGAUAAAGAACACCACGAGGGCCACCACGAGGAGCACGAAGGGCACCACAAGCAUCAUCAUGAUGAGGAGGGCGAGCAUGGCGAACACCACGAGGAAGAGAAGGGUCACAAAGGUGGCAAAUUUGGCGAGAAGAAAGGUCACAAAAAGGGACAUAAGACCAGUGGUUACCAUCACAAGAUUCACAAAGACGAGUACCACAAAGAGCACAAAUUCUACGAUGACUAUCACAAAGGUGGUCAUCACGAGAAACACGGUCAUCACCACGGUCACCACGGUCACAAAGAGGGUCACCACAAGAAGGGUGGUCACCAUCACAAGGGCCACCAUGAUGAACAUAAAGGUAAGAAGGGACAUGCGUCCAAGGGUCAUCACGAUGAAGAUCACAAAGGUCAUCACGGUAAACAUGGGCACGAGGAACAUCAUCAUCAUCAUGAGAAGCAUGAGAAAAAGGGUGGCCAUCACCAUGGCAAGAAGCAUCAUUACAAGAAGGGUUGA
Messenger RNA from Phymastichus coffea, 753 nucleotides. RefSeq names its product histidine-rich glycoprotein-like. NCBI's taxonomy places the organism in Eukaryota, Metazoa, Arthropoda, Insecta, Hymenoptera, Eulophidae. Bases 1 to 753 code for a protein of 250 amino acids. The transcript has a single exon. The record is from RefSeq and is a predicted model, not a curated record.